GGCCGAUCGGGUACGAUUUUACCCGAUAACAAUUACGUAUUCCCGAUGCCGCGCUGCCGGUCGUUGUCGCGAUGCUUCGGACCGCUUAUAGAGUUAGACUUAUAGACUAGUAUCGAUUACGAACGGAGAGCUACUAAUUUAAUAUCGGGAUCGAACGUGUAGUCGCUGCAGUUCCGCGUUGUCUUGCACGUUUGUCUCAGUAUUGUCGCGCGGCGACCGUCGGCCGAACGUGUUUCGCUGUUGAUUUUCGAUAAGGAGGCAUGUGGGGCCACGUAUCGAUCUCGAUCGCAAUCCUGCUGGCGUCGUUGCUCUAUCAUUAUUACUUUCGCGAGCCGGCCAGCGUCGUUGUUUAUCCUGAGACGCAUUACGACUACAUUGUCGUCGGCGCUGGUACGUCUGGCUGCGUGAUUGCAUCACGGCUCUCGGAAAUGUCGAACGUGACCGUUUUGCUCGUGGAGGCCGGCGGAUACUUCGGAUGGCUAUCGACCAUGCCGCUCUUAGCGCCGAUGAUGCAAGGCACCGAGGUCGAUUGGGCCUACCAAACGGAGCCGCAAGUCUUCUCGUCCCGAGGGCUCCACGGCUAUAGACAAAACUGGCCAAGGGGAAAAGGACUUGGAGGAAGCGGGCAGCUUAAUUAUCUCGUUCAUUCUUUCGGGAGGCCCGAGGAUUACAAGAGAUGGCCGAAGGGUUGGUCGCACGCCGACUUGCUUCCCUACUUUCAAAAAGUGUCCAAUAUUAUGAACGUUAUCCCGAUGCCGGAGGAAGAGUAUCUAACGAAGGCCUUCGUCCUGGCCGAGGAAUCAUUGAAGCUGGAUAACGUGUCGUUGCGAAAAGCGAUGUACACCGCGAAGAACGGAGCCCGAUGGAGUACUCAUCACGCGUAUUUGCGGAAGGCUUGGAAUCGCAAAAAUUUACAUAUUCUGAUGAAUACACUCGUCGCCAAGAUACUUUUCAAGAAUAGCAAAACCGAUGGCAUUAAAGUAAUAUAUAAAAACGGCUCCGUGGGGAAAAUCGGCGUGAGGAAGGAAAUAAUUCUUUGCGCGGGCACUAUCAACACUCCGCAGUUACUCUUGAUUUCUGGCAUAGGACCAAUCGGCGAAUUGAAGAAGCAUAAGAUACCCGUGGUGCGAGAUCUGCCCGAGGUAGGUCGAAAUUUGUUCGAUCAUCUGAACGUGCCCGUUUACGUAAAUCUGCGGGAACGAGUCAGUAUCACGCUCGUGAAGCUGCAAACUGUACCCGAGGUGUUCAAUUAUUUCGCCUUCGGAACCGGAUGGUUGGCCACUAACGGCGUAAUGGGAUUCGGGCGUGCUAAUAACAGUGGCCUCCUCCUCUUCGGAGUGGCGUCCACGGAGGAAAAAUUGCUGAAGGCCAUCUCAAAUUUCGAGACCGAGACGUUUAGAUCGCUAUUUCCGUCGUAUAAUGACAGCAUGCACGAGGGAUUUAUAUAUCUGGUCACGUGUUUGCAACCGAAGAGUCGUGGAAGCAUAACAUUGAGAUCGAGCGACAUCCGCGACCCUCCGAAAAUUAAUCCCGCGUACCUUCAGGAUCCCGACGACGUAAUGUGUACCUAUCGAGCUAUAAACUUCGCGUUGGAGACUCUUGAUACGAGACUCUUUCGCGAAUACGGCGCGAAGGUCCACGUCCCCGAUUUCGAAGAGUGCCGUCAUUUGCGACAGGACUAUCGGGACGUCGAUUAUUCGGAGUGCGUCAUGAGAAUCGCAGGACUCACGAGCUACCAUCCGUGCGGCACAUGCAAAAUAAGCGCGGACGACGACGCGGUUGUAGAUGAGGAAUUAAGGGUAAAAGGCGUGAGUGGAUUGAGGAUAAUGGACGCCAGCGUAGUGCCAUCUCCAAUUUCCGGCACGCCGAAUUCAGUUCUUGUCGCGAUGGCCGAACGAGCGUCCGAUAUAAUUUUAAAUCGGUCGUCUAACUGAGAUCCAAUUUAUUUUACGACAUGUAACAUAUACGAUUGUAAAAAUAAUAACGUUUGCAAUUCAUGCCACUUCGUUUGUUGAUUACCCGUUAUGAUUUGUCGUCAAUCGUGGAUUUAGGGAAAGGAUACAAAGGGAACGGUCAAUUAGCGAAUGAAAAAAAAUCCAUGGUGCUCCAAGUUUUUUGUAAUUUAUAAUUAAUGGUAAAGUU
This is a messenger RNA of Temnothorax curvispinosus, 2142 nucleotides long. It is a transcript of the gene ninaG, whose product is annotated as neither inactivation nor afterpotential protein G. Bases 261 to 1934 code for a protein of 557 amino acids. NCBI's taxonomy places the organism in Eukaryota, Metazoa, Arthropoda, Insecta, Hymenoptera, Formicidae. The record is from RefSeq and is a predicted model, not a curated record. The transcript is spliced from 9 exons. Gene Ontology annotation, molecular function: oxidoreductase activity, acting on CH-OH group of donors; flavin adenine dinucleotide binding.